Budorcas taxicolor (takin) is the source of this 2184-nucleotide messenger RNA. RefSeq names its product zinc finger protein 280C (gene ZNF280C). The transcript is spliced from 16 exons. Gene Ontology annotation, molecular function: RNA polymerase II cis-regulatory region sequence-specific DNA binding; DNA-binding transcription factor activity, RNA polymerase II-specific. The record is from RefSeq and is a predicted model, not a curated record. Bases 1 to 2184 code for a protein of 727 amino acids. Gene Ontology annotation, biological process: regulation of DNA-templated transcription. NCBI's taxonomy places the organism in Eukaryota, Metazoa, Chordata, Mammalia, Artiodactyla, Bovidae.
AUGGCGUCCUGGGCUGGCAGGCAGCUCCAGAAGUCUGCGCACUGGCGCAAUAGUUCCAAAAUGGCAGAGCUGUUUAUGGAAUGUGAAGAAGAGGAGUUGGAACCGUGGCAGAAGAAAGUAGAAACACCGGAGGAGGAAGAAGAUGAUGAGCUGAUCUUUGUUGGAGCCAUACCAGGUUCAAAAUCACCCAGUUCAAGUGAACUCGACGAAGACUCAAGUCCAGAGGCUGCCUUUCCUAGAUUUCAUCCUGAGUCUCGAUCUUCAAGUCCAGAGGCUGCCUUUCCUAUGUUUCAUCCUGAGUCUAGAUCUUCAUAUAACUCUAUCGUUCAGAACGUGCCUAAACCUGAUUUUGCAAAGAAUUCAUCACAAGUUGAGUCAGAUGAGUCUUCAGACUUACCAUUCUGCUUGAGCCAGAAUACAGUACCACUGUCCCAAGAUGGAUCCACAAUUUAUAUAGAAGGUCUAGAUGAAACUCUGCCUAAAAUAAAACAUUCUGGUAUUUCUAAAGUAAACACUGUUAAUCCACAAAAGCCAAAGAUCAACAAAAGUGUUUCUGAAAUAGAUCCUUGUGCUUCAUGGUCUUUAAUUCAUUAUUCUUCAGCAACAUCAUCUUAUGUCAUGUGGUCAAAAGGUACACAUACCGUAUCAACUGCCAAUAAAACUGGAACAUUUUUUGUAAGAGCUUGUCCGAAGUGCAAUGUUCAGUUCAAUCUUUUGGAUCCUUUGAAAUACCACAUGAAGGUUUGUUGUCCAGACAUGGUAGAUACAUUUAUGGAAAUGAUUAAAAUAGAGCUUUCAAGCAUUGAAAAUAAAAAUAUGACUGGUGCAGAGAAAGGAAAACUGAUUAUGUUAGUUAGUGACUUUUACUAUGGAAGACAUGAAGGAGGUUUUGAUGAUGAGGAGAAGACUUACACAACCUUUAAAUGCUUCAGUUGCUUGAAAGUUCUUAAAAAUAAUAUUAGGUUUAUGAACCACAUGAAGCAUCACUUGGAACUUGAGAAGCAGAACACUGAGAGUUGGGAAAACCACACCACCUGCCAGCACUGCUACCGUCAAUACCCGACGCCAUUCCAGCUGCAGUGCCACAUUGAGAGCACACACACUCCCCUUGAGUUUUCCACUAUUUGUAAAAUCUGUGAAUUAUCAUUUGAAACUGAACAUAUUCUUCUGCAACAUAUGAAGGACACUCACAAACCUGGUGAAAUGCCAUAUAUUUGCCAGGUUUGCCAGUAUAGAUCAUCAUCAUUUUCUGAUGUAGAAGCUCAUUUUAGAGCAUCCCAUGAAAAUACUAAGAACUUGCUGUGUCCAUUUUGCCUCAAAGUUAGUAGGAUGGCAACUCCCUACAUGAAUCAUUACAUGAAGCAUCAGAAGAAAGGAAUUCAUCGUUGUACACAGUGCAGACUACAAUUUUUGACCUACAAGGAGAAACUGGUUCACAAGCUUGAACAUCGGACAUUUAUAAAGCCUAAAGAGCUAGAGGGAUUGCCUCCUGGGACAAAAGUCACUAUCCGAGCUUCAGUUGGAUCUCUUCAUUCAGGACCAUCAACUUCCAAGAGUAUUCUAUCUUCCAGUAGUUCUGCAAGCACUUCUCUGCAGGUCUCACCUUCAAAGUCUAAAACUAAAACUACUGGAAGUUCUCCAAGAUCUAAUGCAAGUGAAUAUAAGACAAGAAAGUUUCGUGCAACUACAUCCACUAGAAGUAAACCUAGUACCAGUAAGCAAGGUAGAGGUGCAGCUAAAUGCAGAGCAAAAACCUCUUAUAAGCCAAAGAAAAAGCGCAACAGGAAGAGUAAAAUCAGCAUAGCUUUGAAGAACUUACGGUGUCGUCGGGGAAUACACACGUGCAUUGAAUGUCAUACCAAAAUAAAAGAUUUUGCAAGCCACUUUUCAUUAUUUGUGCACUGUAGUUUUUGCAGAUACAGCACUAACUGUAACAAAGCCUUUGUAAAUCAUAUGCUGAGCUUUCAUGCCAGCCAGCCAGCUAAACGGUUUUGCAUUUUUAAGAAGCUUUCUAGAACUCUCAGGGGCAUUACUCUAGUGUGCCUUAAAUGUGAUUUCCUGGUUGAUUCUUCGGCUCUGGAUCUUAUGGCUAAGCACUUAAGUCAACGUAAAACUCACACUUGCCAAGUUAUAAUAGAGAAUGUUCCUGAAAGUACCUCAGCUUUUGAACCCACUUCUGCGUAA